UUCUGCACUCUGCAGUAUACUCGAGGCCUUUGGGCCAGUAAAACGUGUGUGUUUCUGUUUCUCUAGUUUAAUCUCAUCGAGUUCCUCCUGGUCUGCGCCAAGACACAGACGCGCAUCGACGAUACACUUGGACGUCCCUGCCGACGAGGUUUUGCUUGUUGCGACAUCAUCGAGACACACACACUCUCAACCACGAGAUCAGAAAGAAGAAAUUAAAACUUGGAGAAUUGCAGCCGCGUAAGUGCUGUUAGCAUGUCAGUGCCUUCGAUGGUACAUCGAGCAGGGUCCUCGCUGGUAGUGCGCAGCAUAGUAAGCGGCGACGCUCUCUACGAUCGUGACGACAUAGAUAAUAUCCUCGACGACGCCGACGACGACGCUCCACCGGGAAACCACGACGACGCCGUUAGCGAGCAUCUCAACAAAGAAUUGCCCGACUGCAAAGUCAAAAGAAACUAUACGUGCGUCGGCUGUGAUUUUUUUACCCAGAAUCCUCGCGUUUACUUGUACCACCUGCGCGAUGUUCAUAACGAGAAAGUGAAGAUUUACGAGUGCCCGAACUGCAUUUACGCCUCCAAGCAUUUCCAGAAGCUGCUCAGACACACGAAGAUGGUACACGAUGACUCCCCCGCGUCGGUCGCGAUCAAAAAACCGCACACCGACGAUGGUUCAGCGGAGGAAGACUCCCAUCCCGUCGUGUUUAAGUGUUCGGUGUGCACGUUCACCGGAAAGACGCCCGCGAUGCUCGCGAAGCACGAGCGCGAAGAGCACAUCAAAACGAAGUUCUUCCGGUGCUCGAAGUGCACUUAUGUAACGCACAUCAAAGCGCGUUACACGAAGCACGUCAAGUACCAUUCGAUGCCGAUGAUUAAGUGCGAGAUGUGCGAUUUCAGAACUCCGUACAAAUGGAACCUGGACAGGCACUGCAAGAACCACAACGGGCACGGGGCCUUCAAGUGUUCGGCCUGCAAUUUUACCGCCGAUAUCAAGCAGAGUUUGACGGUGCACGAGAUGAACCACCACGUGCCUCCGGUGGGCCAGGCGGCGGGCCUGGGAGUUGGGAGACGGCGCAAUAAGGUCGGCGCCAGCGAUACAACCCUCGCCGAAGAGGUCGGACAGCAAGAGCGACAAGCGCAAGCUCAGGUCAAAAGUGAACCGCUCUCGCCAGUGCCAGACAUCGAGGAGAAAAAGCCGAAGGUGAAGACACCAUCGAAGAAAUUCAACAUCGAUGGCAAAGAUUCCGAUUUCAUCAAUCCCGAAGAUAUAAUCCACCACGCCAAUGGCAAGAUAUACUUCAAAAACAAGUGUAAACAUUGCAAUUUCAAGACAGCUUGGGACAGUGAGAUGGCCAAGCACGAGAAGAAAGUCCACAACAUCGAGCGAGAAGACCUCAGACCGAUGAUUAAGAAGCCACGACCGGUGCCUAACCUCAUCCCGAUUCUCUCGCAAAACUCUCUACUUAAGAAACCCAAAUUGGAAGUGCCAGAAUAUACAGAACCGGUCAUGAGCCAAAAAGACAUUAACGAUAUUUGCGCCAAAAGUUCGAACAGUGUUCUAAAAGACUUCGCCUCUCUUUUCGGGUCCGAAGACGUCUUCAAAUCGUCGACUCCCAAAGUACCUGAUCUCAUACCUGCUGCUUUGUACAAUAACAAUAAUACCUCAACUAAGAAUAAUAAGAUAACUGACGUUUUUAAACAGAAAAAUGCUUCGUUUUUCGACAACCUUAGGGAAAAAUUAGAAUUGGGCACACUAGGAAACAGUAAUUUAGUUUGUAAUAUUUGCAAUCACGAAAGCAAGUGCCUUACCGAACACGUCAAACAUCAAAAAACUUGUGGAAAGGAACCAAAUAGGAACCAUUUUAUUAUUCCUUAUAGUAAGAGUUCUUCUAGAUGUCAAUUCUGUAGACAACGGUGUAAGUCCAGCACGGAUCUAUACAAUCACCUUCAAACAUGCCCAGAAGCUAGGAAAGCCCAAGAUCUGUUGGAGCCGAAAGAAGAGGAAGAGUCGGAUAAUGAAGGCGAACUAAGGAUAGAUGAAGGAAAAGACGAAAUGGAAAUGAAGCCUCAUCCAAUGGAGAAUAAGGUCUUCGUGUGGAACGAUAUCGUAGUACCAAUGGAUAUUGAAGUAGACGAUUCAAAUUACGAGUACACCGAAGAUAAAGUAGACGACAACGUUUCCUUAGACCUUUCCAUUCGGACUCAGUCUCCUCUGGACAGUGAAAAUAGCUGCUUGGGUCAAGAAUCUGUAACUCCAAAUAGUAUUCAUCAUUCACCACUGGCUAGUACGGAAAAGAUCCCUACCCAUGGUAAUGACAUUUCAGUGGCUCAACACAAACGUGUCUUUAAGUGUCCUCAUUGUACUUUUUGGGCCUCCACGGCUUCUCGUUUCCACGUCCACAUCGUGGGCCACUUAAACAAAAAGCCCUUCGAGUGUUCCUUAUGCGCGUACCGGUCCAAUUGGCGAUGGGACAUCACCAAACACAUUAAACUUAAAUCAGUUCGGGACCAAGCUCACGAGCAAGCUAAAGUUUUGAUGACUGAUGAAACGGGCAGAAGAAACUAUACCAAAUACAACAAGUACCUGACAGAAAUUCCUGUGACGAGCGAGCAGUGCAUGGAUACAAGUGGUGGUUGUGGCACAAGACCAAAACACCACGACAGAAAUUCCUCACCUUCGACCAGCAAAACUGAUCUACCUAAGUUAAAUAAGAUUCCAAACAACAAUGACUUUAGUCCGUUGAUGAAGAACACUUCACCUUUGAGGGGACCUCCGGCCUUGAAGAUCGCUGAUGGGACGUUUGUUACUGAAGUAUUAGACAAGAAGAGAAACAAUAGUGAGAGCAAGAGAACAUUAUUCAAAUGCAAGAAGUGCAAUUUCAAGGACGCUUCGAGGGACAUCCUGUUGCAGCACGUGAAGGGCCACUACCAACAACACCCUUUGUCGUCGUCGCACCCACCUGGAGCAAUGGCAGCAUCGAUACCGACUUCGCCGUUGGCGUCGCAGGAGCGAGCGUCGACCAGCAUCAUCGGUGACAUCAGUGGCGUAGCGCAGGAUUUGAGUUUAAGGGGUACGAGUCCUGAUAGAGAUGAGGCAAGUGUAAAUAACAUAACUGGUGGGAAGGGAAGCGGCGGUACUGCCCCCUUCCGAUGCGGUCAUUGCAACCAGGUAUCUAACUGGAAGCAUGUCAUCCAGAGACACUGCAGAUUAAAACACAGUGGAGAUAUCCGAGUUAUCAGCAGCAAGCACGGCCACGAAAAAAUUGAAGUAGAAGAAGUUUCCGACGAACCAGACCACAUCGAUGUCAGCCAAGAUGGAUCCUUGAAGUGUACUGUUUGCCCCUUUUCCAGUGACGACAAUAUGGAAUUCGAACAACACCUUUCAGGACACGUCCCUGCAGAAGACAGCAUAUUUAAAUGUUAUUAUUGUAAAUUCUAUGUUAGCCAGAAAGAAGAUAUCAACGAUCAUUUGAAGUUGCAUGGUAUAUCCGAUCCUGAGGAAUUUCUAAGCAAAAUGGCUGAAAAAUCAGUGAUUGAUGGUGACAGCAAAAAAUUCAAAUGUAUGACUUGUCCUUACGUUACAAACUCUAAAUCUCAAUACACUUAUCACAAGCAAUUCCAUAAACCAAGAGGCGGCCAGUACACUUGCAGUCAUUGCUCUUAUAAUGUCAGUAAACGACAUCUUCUUCACCAACAUCUCAAAGUUCAUGGUAUCAAUAUAGCUACUCAUAAACAAAACGGCGAAACUAUGUACUUAGACGAAAUGACAGAUGACAUCGAAGAAAUAACUCAGUCGUCUUUCAACAUCAACCUCCAAAGCUUACCAGAUAUACCAUUAGUGUGGGUUUCCAAAAAUGGAAAGUUUUGUAAAAUGUUCAAAUGUAGAUAUUGCCCACACGUCAACUUAAGAAAAGUAAACAUACAAGAACACGAAAAAAUGCAUAGUAUACGGGACAAAUCCUCCAACGCUUCCAAAACUAACGAAGUCGAACAUAGAUGCACAGAAUGUAACUACAUAUGUGCCAACGCAGGUGUACUAUCAUCACAUUCUAAAGUCCAUCAAGGAUCAAACGGUAUAGUCCAUCGACUGGUAGAUCCGUCUAAAACCGACGAAGAGCAAAUCAAAGAAUUGAGUAGGUCAAUUGGACUUCAUCUUGUUCCUGAGGCUACCACUCAGGACGACUUCGAAGAACUGAUGGACGUUGAAGAAAUUGAUAGCUCUUCGGGUACGGGAACGGUUCUUUACUUCUGUAAAGAAUGCCCUGCUAGGUUCCUUAAGGAAAACGAGUUUGGAAUCCAUAAGAGAUUCCACGGAUCUAAGUUAUUUUUCAAAUGCCAUCAUUGCACCUACACUUCCCGAGAAAGACCUCAUAUUGCAUCUCAUUUUAAAGUACACACUAGCGAAUACCAAGAUAGAACCAAAGUUUUGCAAGGCAUGUAUAUAGUCAGUUCGAAUUACCCCAGACCAAACAUUCAAAAAAUAAGAGACGAUCAUGGGGAACCUAUUUGGACCGUAGUGGAGAGUACCUUAUGUAGUCUUUUAAACAAACCCGUGAAAUCCUCACAAAAUGUGCCAUUGUCAGGAACAGACCUGUUUCUGCAAAAAUCUGAAGCUGAGCAAAAACACGCGGCCGAAAUGGACAGAGAACCGUCGCCUCCUAGAAUAUUAGAUUAUAAUAUAGCUGAGUUAAUGAGGGGGAAUCCCGAUUUUAUUUACCAGCCUAUAAUGAAAAACGGCCGGUUGAAAGAGAAGCGAUACAAGUGCCAUAUGUGCCCUACCGCUUUUGAAAAAAGAGAACAGUAUAAAGUACAUUUGGGUCUCCACGGGGCCAAACAACGUUACAAAUGCGAAGACUGUGAUUAUUCCGUCAAAUACUAUGCGAAUUAUGUACAACACUUGAAGAAACACAAGAUGAACGCUGAUGCACACGCAGCCAGACGCUCCAGUGAAGAUUCUGAAGAAAUCGAUGAAUCACUUGAAGUUACCAAUGCAAUUAGUCAAGAAGAAUCCGUGGGAAGUACCGCCGAUCAACAGAUCGACACGUUACUUCAGUUACAAGACAGAAGCAUGCAAAUAAAGGAAGAAGACAAGAAAUACUUUUGGUGUUCGUUUUGUCCGUACUCUAGCAGUAGAAAGGACGCUGUGGACAAUCACCAAAAGCGUCAUGCUUGUAUUUCCGGUUUAACGAAUGCUUACACCUGUGACUAUUGUGAUUAUACUGUACCACAAAGUCACUACCUCCGUGAACAUAAGAAGUUACAUUUCUUACAAAGUAAGAAUCACCAAGUGGAAGGCUUCAUGAGUUGUGAUAAUAUGAAGCUCGUGGAGGAAAACGGUGCUGAAGAGAAGGUUUUGUUCGAAGAACAUGAUUUGGAAGGAUCGAAGUUUUCUCCUCCGGUGAAAACCGAAGUUUCGAAUCGGUUCAACAACAACGAAGGAGAAAAACAAUAUAUUAAUGUACAAACUGGUGAAUUAGUCGAAGGAAAAGAAGUCAGUGAUACGCAGUCUGUAGCAGAUUGCAAAAUGGAAGUAAUUUAGUCAGACUUCUAGUGAUAAUUGUAAUACCUACUUUAAUUUAUCGGAAAAUUACUUAAUACUUAAUAAAUUUCUAUCGUGUUAACAAUGCCUUAGUCAUAGAGUAUUUUUACAAGAGUAUUUUCACACGAUGUUAGAGAAAAAUUAAUAAUUGUAGUAUUAUCACCCAUUUUCAUACUUAUAAUAUUUCUAUGUAUAUAUCUUGUUCUGUUAGAAAGUAUUAAAUUUAUUUUCAUGGGGUUUAAUGCCAAAGCAUUCAAUGCCAAAAUUUGCCAUAACUUUAUUGUUGUUUUUGUUUUACAGAAGAGAAAUAUAUGAAUAAAAACGUAUAAA
Molecule: messenger RNA, 5862 nt
Organism: Diabrotica virgifera virgifera (western corn rootworm)
Lineage: Eukaryota; Metazoa; Arthropoda; Insecta; Coleoptera; Chrysomelidae
Product: zinc finger protein 91
Exons: 6
Coding region: 253-5532 (1759 amino acids)
Biological process (GO): regulation of gene expression
Cellular component (GO): nucleus
Source: RefSeq, a predicted model, not a curated record